Molecule: messenger RNA, 1705 nt
Organism: Polychytrium aggregatum
Lineage: Eukaryota; Fungi; Chytridiomycota; Chytridiomycetes; Polychytriales
Product: GTP cyclohydrolase N terminal-domain-containing protein
Exons: 7
Coding region: 80-1618 (512 amino acids)
Biological process (GO): riboflavin biosynthetic process
Molecular function (GO): GTP cyclohydrolase II activity
Source: RefSeq, a predicted model, not a curated record
CCCGCCCUCGGAAUCUCCCCAGCCCAGCCCAGUCCAGCCCAGUCCAGUCCAGUCCAGUCCAGUCCAGUCCAGUCCAGCCAUGACUGCCGGUUCCCAGGACCCCAAUCUUCUGCCCUGCCUCUUGCAGGCCAUCGAAAGCCUUCGGGCCGACUACCGCAACCUCGCCGAUAAGAUCGACAGCCACUGCAAGGAAUGUUCCCUGCCUGCCCGCGCCCUCUCUCACUCGAGCGAUGGCUUCUACACCAUCUAUUCGAGCAAUGAGGCGAUUGACGCCGACAAAUCCAAAGCGACCGACGAAUCAGUCAAGAAAGGGGUCGCUCUGCCUGCCGACAGACCAGCUCUGGCCAACCCAUCAUUGCUCCUCUACAACCACCGUAUCGUGCUCACCACUUACCCCGGCCAGGUCGGCGUCAAUCCCAUCCCGCUGAUCUGGGGCGCGAGCGAGCCCGAGGUGCGUGGGCCGAUCGUCUGCUCCCGAAUCCCAGAGUCCCUCAAGCUCCGUAAUGCCAUCGGCGCACAUGGCGGUUCGUAUUCGGUCUACCGGGCCCUCGCCAUCGCCAUCCGCGAGCUCGAGCCCCACCACAAGCCCAACCUCCACAACACCUACCCCGUCGUCCAGAUCGGGCCCUUCCCUUCCUGGAACGACCCCAUGAAGAUUGUAUCGCUGGACCCGUGGGGCGCCAUGAUCUCGCAGAUCUUCAAGAAGCACCAUGACGCCGGCGUGGAUGUCCGCCCGACCAUAGCCAUCACCAAGGCACACAUGCGUGUCUCCGAAAUCCAGUAUCUUGUCCAGCAGGGCAGUCUGAAGGUGGACGGAACCGUUGUUCUUGGACUGGACGGUGAUCUUGCCGUCGUCAAGGGCGCCGUGGAGCCUGUCUGGUACCUCCCUGGGAUCGCCGAUCGAUUCAAGGUCGAUGAGACGACGCUCCGGCGCGCUUUGUUCGAAGACACUGGCGGCAUGUACCCAGAGCUGGUCACCCGCCCUGAUCUCAAGGUGUUCCUGCCACCCAUCGGCAAUCUCUCGAUCUACAUCUUUGGCAACCCGGACUUCCUGGCCGAUCCCUCGCGAAAGCUCACGCUCCGUGUGCAUGACGAAUGCAACGGCAGCGAUGUCUUUGGCUCGGAUAUCUGCACAUGCCGUCCUUAUCUGAUUUACGGUAUCGAGGAGUGUGUCCGCACGGCCCAGGAGGGCGGCGUCGGCCUGAUUGUGUACUUUCGCAAGGAGGGCCGAGCCCUCGGCGAGGUCACCAAGUACCUGGUCUACAACGCCAGGAAGCGGGCCGAGGGCGGCGACACCGCUGCGGCGUACUUCCAACGCACCGAAAACAUCGCGGGCGUCAAGGACAUGCGAUUCCAGGCGACAAUGCCGGACGUCCUGCACUGGUUGGGCAUCCAGAAGAUCGACAAGAUGAUCAGCAUGAGCAACAUGAAAUACGAUGCGAUCGUCGACUCGGGCAUUCCGAUCCUCGAGCGAGUGCCCAUCCCCGAGGGCAUGCUCCCUCCGGACUCGCAAGUCGAAAUCAACGCCAAGAUCGCCGCUGGCUACUUUUCCAAGACGACGGUCGCGACCGACCUGGAAGACACAAAGGGCCGGAACUGGGAGGACAUCCAGCACUAGUGCUCGCGGCACUGGCACAACUGAGUCAGAACUAUCCAUCACGGGGCACUUGGGGGAAGUGUUCCAUCACAGCGGCAGACCCCAGGC